This is a messenger RNA of Fusarium subglutinans, 606 nucleotides long. RefSeq names its product VPS20 vacuolar sorting. Gene Ontology annotation, biological process: vesicle budding from membrane; late endosome to vacuole transport via multivesicular body sorting pathway. Gene Ontology annotation, cellular component: multivesicular body; ESCRT III complex. NCBI's taxonomy places the organism in Eukaryota, Fungi, Ascomycota, Sordariomycetes, Hypocreales, Nectriaceae. The transcript is spliced from 3 exons. Bases 1 to 606 code for a protein of 201 amino acids. The record is from RefSeq and is a predicted model, not a curated record.
AUGGGCGGAAACGCAAGUAAAGUCACAGCCCAGGACAAGGCCAUCCUGGACAUGAAGAAUCAGCGCGAUAGACUUCACCAAUACCAACGGCGCAUAACAGUCCUCACGGAUAAAGAGACCGAUAUCGCAAAGCAGAUGCUGGCCAAGGGCGACAAGAAGCGAGCCCUGCUAGCCCUGCGGCGCAAGAAAUAUCAAGAGUCGCUACUAGCCAAGACAGAUGCGCAAUUAGCUCAGCUGGAGAAAUUGACGAACGAUGUCGAGUUUGCGCUUAUACAGAAGGACGUGGUGUUUGGGCUGCAGCAGGGAACCAAGGUGCUUAAGGAGAUUCAUGCUGAGAUGGGUGGGAUUGAGAAUGUGGAGAAGUUGAUGGGCGAGACGGCGGAGGCUAUUGCAUAUCAACAGGAAGUCAGCGAUAUGCUUGGAGGUCGUAUCUCGAACCAAGACGAGCAAGAGGUGGAAGACGAACUGGAAGCUCUCGAAGCCGAACUCACAGGCCCAGCCAAACUACCCUCGGUCCCCGUGGCGAAUCUACCAGAAGUACAGAAGAAUCCAGAAGUCGAGGCCCAAGCCGAGAAAGCGAAGCAACCAGCCAUGCUUGCAGCAUAG